This is a messenger RNA of Protopolystoma xenopodis, 1031 nucleotides long. NCBI's taxonomy places the organism in Eukaryota, Metazoa, Platyhelminthes, Monogenea, Polystomatidea, Polystomatidae. The record is from the annotation of a GenBank genome assembly.
CCAUUACAGCAUUGCCAUCCGGGGCUGUUUCAGCGGACCUGGGACAUUCCACCUAUCAGCCGGACCAUGAUGAGACUUACUCAUACUGUCAUUUCUCCGCUCCCUACUGUCAGGCACCGUCUAGCCAAUUUCCCUUGGAGCCAGUACACUCUUUUUCGAUGAACUCCUAUCUGCACUCGAAUUCGGUGGUUUCUCCUCAUUCUCCCCUUCACUCGCCAGUCGUUACGCCAUCUUCACCGCCUAUAAUGUCGUCAGGCCUGCCUUUCACUGCUCUCUCACAGCCGUUGCCACGUCACUGCUCUACCUCCCAACUGAUAUCCCAAUUUAACUCUGCCACUUCUCUCAACAGUUCGCAAUCGCUUUUUCAUCACUAUCCUGGCUCCUUUCCCAACUAUCCACUUCCAGUCUCUCCAUCUUUUCCCACUCCUGUCUCCGAUGCCCUGGCCAGCCUUUCUCCGCCGGACGUAGCAACCACUGCUUUUCCUGACCGUGACGUUCUUGUCGGCCACUUUUCCCAGCCACCAACCAUAUUUCGGCCGACCGACCCCGGCCAGGGGUCCCUGACGGGUUGGCUAGCUGAGCGAAACCCUCGUCCCUGCCAAUUUGCUCAGUUGAACGUGCUUCACAACCUUCCCAAGCAGCCAACCGCUCGCCAACAAGAUGAAGGGGACCCAUUUGCUGACGGCCGUCUCGUCUGCCAUGCUAUGAGCCCCGGGACUCCGACUGCUGCAGCCUCUGCCUCAGCGGCAUCUUCUCACUCUAAAACGGUGGGCGCAAGUUACUCGCAUUUUGAAGAUGUGGGCUCACGGACUUUUGAUCAACAAGCUCCGUCGUUCCCAAAGAGGCUACGGUGCCACUUAAAUGCCGACUCUGAGUCCCAACAGGCAAGUAUGGUCAAGCAGGCAAAAACUAGAAGUGAAUGUGAAGCGGGAAGAAGAGCUGAGACAACAGUAGAUGGCGGAGCACGACGAAUGAAACGGGGAGGGGUGGAAGAUAGAGUGGCGGGGUCAGCUGAAAUAGAAGAAGCAGCC